Haliaeetus leucocephalus (bald eagle) is the source of this 3399-nucleotide messenger RNA. It is a transcript of the gene RASAL3, whose product is annotated as RAS protein activator like 3. NCBI's taxonomy places the organism in Eukaryota, Metazoa, Chordata, Aves, Accipitriformes, Accipitridae. Gene Ontology annotation, biological process: regulation of GTPase activity. The record is from RefSeq and is a predicted model, not a curated record.
AUGGAAGUGGAGAAACCCCCGCUGGGACCCGAGCCACCAACUCUACUGAAGACCUACAAAUGGCGAACGGCAGCACCCAUGGGUGACCGAGAACCUGAACGGGGCACGGGGUCCCCGGGGAGCCGGCGUUGGACCCGGUUGCAGGGAUGGAAACGUUCCUACAGCCAACCCGAAUCUGAUAGCCCCGAUGAUGGGGCUGGAAAGGGGAGCUCCGGCUUGGGGGCACCCAAAGCCAGCACCCGCCGGUCCCUCUUCCAACGGGCUUUUUCGGCACCCUCCAAGGGCACCAAGGAGACCCGGGGACCCGAGGGUGGCAAGGCCACCCUGCAGAAGUACCUGCGCUCCAUGUCCAAGAGGAAGGGUCACGUGGAGAGCGGUGCCAGGGCUGAGCAGGUGCCCCACGAUGCUGUUCCAGCACCCACAAGCACCCACGGGGUGUCAUCGAUCCCACUGGCUCCAGCACCUGACGCCCCGGUGUGGGAUGUCUCCAACUUCUCCUUGGUGGACGGACAUCUGAUCCUUGUAGGCAAGGACGAGGAGGCUUCAUGUAGGAACAGGAACCGGACGGGGAGCUCCAUCUCCGACAGCACCAACCUGUACCCAGCAGGCGGCAGGAGGGACCCCGAUGAGAAGAGCACCCGGGGUGCCGGGAGAAGCGCCGAGAGCGAGACCUCCUCCACCUCCCAGUUCACCAAUGUCAAGGGGUUGUUGUGGAAGAGGCUCCGGGAGCGGAAAGGUCGCGGCGUCCCCAAAGUCGAGACGCCGGCAGUGACGGUCCCCAACGGUGAGAGGGUCCCCAGCCGGAGCGGUUCGCGGGAGUCGCUGCUGCCACCUCCCAGCGUGGCUGAACUGGACCUCACUGGGGACAAUGUCAUCAUCCGGCCCGUGCACGGCAGCAUCGUGGGCGAGAAGUUUUGCUUUCAGGUCAUCACGGGCGAGGGCAGCUGGUCCUUCGGGUGCACGUCCCUGGCCGAACGCGACCGCUGGAUUGAGAACCUGCGCCGGACCGUGCAGCCCAACAAGGACAACUGCGAGAGGCUGGAGCUGGCGCUGAGCCUGUGGGUGUACGAAGCACGGGACCUGCCACCUCGGCGUCGCCUCCGUUGUCACCUCCACCUGGACGGCACCCUCUUCGCCCGUACCACCGCCAAGGUGGCCGGUCCCGACGGCGAGCUCUUUUGGGGUGAACUCUUCCAAUUGGCCGCCCUGCCACCUGCCCGUGCCCUCACCCUCACCCUUUGCCGUGAUGACCACCCCGGUCAACCAGUAGCCUCCAUUACCGUCCCCUUGGCCGAGCUGGCGGCUGCCCGGCAGCCCUUGGAGCGUUGGUACCCACUGAGUGGUCCCGGGGGAGGUGAGCGGAUGCCAUCGGUGAGGGUACGCGGGCGCUACCGGGAGGUGCGGGUGCUGCCCAUCGUACGCUACAAGGAAUUGGCUGAGUUCAUCACCUUCCAUUACCGGGAGCUGUGCGCCCAUCUGGAGCCCACCAUCGCCGUGCGGCACAAGGAGGAGCUGGCUGGUGCUCUCGUCCGCGUCUUGCAGAGCACUGGGAAGGCCAAGUCAUUCCUCAUCGACCUCGGUGUGGCCGAGCUGGACCGCUUUGAUGACCGCGAGGCACUGAUCUUCCGUGAGAACCGCUGGCCACCAGCCAUCGACGAGUACAUGAAACUGGUGGGGGGCAAGUACCUCCAGGACACGCUGGGUGAGGCCGUGGCCCAGCUCUGCACCUCGGAUGAUAGCUGCGAGGUGGAUCCCAGCAAAUGCGCUGGCCUUGACCUCUCUGACAACCAGAACAACCUGCGGCAAGUCUGCGAGGAGACCUUCCAACGCAUCGCUGCGUCCUGCGACGCCUUCCCGGCAGAGCUGGGCGAGAUCUUUGCGGCAUGGCAGGAGGAGUGCGCGGCGCGGGGCAAGGCGCCCAUCGGACAGCGCCUGGUCUCGGCCUCCCUCUUCCUACGGUUCCUCUGCCCUGCCGUCAUGUCCCCCAGCCUCUUUGGCCUCGUCCAGGAGUAUCCCAGCGAGGCCACUGCCCGUACCCUCACCCUCGUGGCCAAGGUCAUCCAGAACUUGGCCAACUUCACCACGUUUGGUGAGAAGGAGGCCUACAUGGGCUUCAUGAAUGAGUUCCUGGAGCACAACUGGAGCACCAUGACAGAAUUCCUGCAGAGCGUGGCCAACCCUGAGAGCAGCGUCCACAUGGCCACCUACGACGGCUACGUGGACCUGGCUCUGGAGCUCGCCACUCUCCACCUCCUGCUCUGCGACAUCUUCUCCAGCCUGGACCAGGCCACGCAGGAGGAGCUGGAGCCCCUACCCACCAUCCUCACUGCCAUCAGGGAGGGGACCCCCGUCCCCGUCUCCGUCCGUCUCAGCUCCACCACAGAGCGAAGUUACCGGUGGGUGGACAGAGGGACAUAUGGGACCAAGGUGGACGUGUGGGGCCAGGAGGAGCUUUGCCCGGCAGACAGCUUCAAACCAGGCUUCGUGCCACCACGGGACCUGAGCAAGCACAGCCCCCUCAUCAAGAGCCAGUCCCUCAUCAGCAUCCGCCGAGUUCGGGGCCGGGAGGACGGGCCGGAACCGGAGCCGGCACCGGCACCAGUACCAUCACCGCCGUCCAGCCGGGAACGCCGCAACGUGCAACGCACCCAGAGCGUGCCGGCGCAGAGUAAAGCCGCCCGGCGCCUACGCAAGCAGGCCAGCGCCGAGCACGUGGCGGAGCCACUGGUCGAUGACAACCCAGGAUCCCUCAUCCCCCGCAACGUCCCGGGUCAUGGGAAGCUGCGCUCGUCGGCGUCGCUACCGCGCAAAUCGACGGUGCCGUGGCAGCGCUAUGCGGAGGAGGCGGCGGCGGCAGCGGCACAGGGCGAGCUCUACGCCAUCCGCCCCUUGGAGAAGCAUGGGCGGUUGAUCGAGGCACUGCGGAAGGAGGUGGCGGAGAACCGGGAGAAGUUACGGCUGGUGGAGACGCGAGCGGGAGAGAUGGAAGUCCAACACUGCGGAUUGCGGCAGGAGCAGGGUCAGCACCGAGAGCAGCUUGAGCGUCUCCGGCAGCAGUUGGAGGAGGCGAACGCCCGUGCGGCCAAUUUGGGUGCCAGGUUGACGGUGGCUGAAGGCACCAGGAAGAAAGACCUGGAGAGGCUGAAGGCCAGCGAGGAGAAGAGCCGAGAGCUGGUAAGAGCCAGGAUGCAGGCGCACCCAUGGGUGACAAGAGGGACCCGGGUGGGGGCUGACACGGUCCCCUCGCAGGAGAGACGGCUGUCGGCACUGGAGAAGGAGCAGACAGAGCUGCGGGAUGCCAUCGCCCAAGCCCUGGGCCACCCUGGGAGGACGGGACGCAGGAUGCCGGCACGGGGUUGGGAUGAGAGCGGUGACGACUCUCAGGCCACCAGCGUGUAA